AUGGGGAUGGGGAUGGGGCUGUGGCGGGUGGGUGCGGGCGGCCUCCUGCUGCUGCUGCUGCCGCUGCUGAGCGUGGCGCUGGCGGCGGGGGGGCGGCGGCUGGUGGGGGCCCCCGUCGAGGCCUCCCUGGAGGAGGCGGAGGUGCAGCGGGCGCUGCGCUUCGCCGUGGACCGCUACAACCGCGGCAGCAACGACGCCUUCCGCAGCCGCGUGGCCGAGGUGGUCAGCGUCCACAAGCAGAUUGUUGCUGGGGUCAAAUAUAUUUUCAACGUUAAAGUCGGGCGAACGAGUUGCAGAAAUUCCGAAGCGGUUGUUGAAAACUGUGAGUUCUUGGAGCCAAGCCAGGUAUGUCAAGCAGUUUGCACCUUUGAGGUGUACAGUAUUCCUUGGCUCAACAGUAUCCAGCUGGUGAAAAAUGACUGCCAGUAA
Molecule: messenger RNA, 429 nt
Organism: Euleptes europaea (tarantolino)
Lineage: Eukaryota; Metazoa; Chordata; Lepidosauria; Squamata; Sphaerodactylidae
Product: cystatin-like
Exons: 3
Coding region: 1-429 (142 amino acids)
Molecular function (GO): cysteine-type endopeptidase inhibitor activity
Source: RefSeq, a predicted model, not a curated record